Messenger RNA from Nothobranchius furzeri (turquoise killifish), 7300 nucleotides. The record is from RefSeq and is a predicted model, not a curated record. Lineage: Eukaryota; Metazoa; Chordata; Actinopteri; Cyprinodontiformes; Nothobranchiidae.
CUGCAGACUCACUUUGGGGAGCGAUGCUCUGGAGCCAGAACUCUGUGUGGUCAUCGUCAGCACGGUGGUGAUACCCAGACCAACUCUGGCUGGCGCAGCGUCCAUAUUAAUCCAAAAAGACACCCAGGAGAGGAUGACGAUGAGGAGUGAAGGGAUGUACAUCUGUAUCAGCACAAACUGUGGGAGGGUGAGAUCAUCAGCCACCUGAACGGGGUUGUCAGACAGCCAUUCAAAGAUCAGGUCAUUCAUGGUGUAACCGACUGUACAAAGAACAUAGAGAGGACAAAGAAGAUUUUAACCCAAGGAAAAAUACUGAAAAAUGUAAAAUAAUAAUAAUAAUAAUAAUAAAUAAAAAAAGUAAAGUGCACCUAUUAAAAUACAGCAACUGACUUUUUUCAGUGUGUAAAGAGCAGAGUAGUUACCCAGAAUACGUCUGAACCAGACAUUCUGGUUAUUUCUUCUAUGGAUGAAACUCAGAAAAUGUAAUAAAUUACCAGAUUAUUUCACUGAUGAUCUUCCAUUUUGGUUUGCUAUUUUCACCAAAUAACACAAUUUCCCUAACAUUUAACUACAAUAUCUAACUUUACCAAAGAGCUAAAACAGCUUCAACUCAUAUAGGCCAGACAACAGCUUUAUAACUGGUGAUAUGAAUUUUAUUUUGUAAGCACUAAAACAAUUACAUGAAAACAAAAUAAAAACAUUAACAAAAUUUACAUUUUGGCCUGAACAAAAGUCACAAUGUUUCCGUCAUUUGUUGCUUUAAACACGGCAGUAAACACACUACACUAAACCUGUAUCUGUAUCUGGUUCCUAGAAAUGAAAUCAGCAUCAAUCACACCAUUCAGUAACCUCACCUGUCACACACAGGGAGUCAGUGUCAACUGGAACAUGAUUACUCCCAUAAAAAAGGAAUAUUGCACUAAAAAUAAAAGUGAUCUCCCAGAGCAACUUUAGACUGAUGUGCAGUGACCUUUUACCUUGAGGAAGACUUAUACCAUCCCAUAAAAAAGGCCAAAGAGGAAGAAGGACCCACCAGAUGGCAUUGGUGAGAAAGGUCAGGGAUUUCGAUCCAAUUUCAGCAUUAAAAAAGUAAAUUUGUAUAGUGUGAUCAUUUCUUUAUUGAAACAAUAAUCAAAUCAACAUUGAGACUGGUGGGUUACGCCGAUUGUUUUUCCGAUCACUGCAUGCACUUCUACCAAAUGUGGGUCCUUACUGCGCAUGUCUGUUAGGUCAUGGGUGGACAUAUACUUUACAUCGGCAUUUACGGGAGCUAUGCAAACAUUGUGGUUAUCCUCCUGCCGUGUCCCUUCGUUAUCAUUUGCAAAAGUUUAUUUUGUUUGGCUUGUUGAUGUAAAACUGUGAUCAGAGAAAAAUAGCAACAUUGUAACACUCACUUUUAAAGGCACAAAGCCAUGUUUGAAGAUUAAAUAGUAGUUGCCACACACACUGGUGUGGUGUGGUGAAAAUUGUUCUCUGCAUUUGACCCAUCCCUCGGGGAGUGGUGAGCAGCAGACACGGCCACGCUCGGGAACUAUUUGGUGGUUUAACCCCCCAAUCCAACCCCCUAAAGCUAAUCAGGAUUUGAAGUCUGAUCUCCCAGUCACAGGGGGACACUCUAGGCCACAGGAGUCUUCUACUUCCCCUUUUAUGGCUGUCUCUGUUAUGGUGGAUAGUUAUGUGCUUGUCAAAAUUAUUUACCGUGAUCAAACAUGUGAUGGAGGGAAACACUUGUGACAAUCAGAUACAUUUGUUCAGGGCUCACAUUCACGGUCAAGUCCGAACUAUGAUGAGAUUAAAGACAUUUAGCUCAUGUAAACAUGCCUAAUGAUUGUUGGUAAUUAACCUUAUGUCACUAGAAAGUCCCUGGUACAAUGAGGUAUAACUUGUAAGGAUCUGUGAAAUGGUCAUAGCUAAAUGUGUAGGUGGUUCGCCUACUGAUCUGCAAUAUCCUGCUGUUGGUAUGUGGUUUGAGUUCUGCCAAGUCUGUCCUGGUUUCAGCUGAGUGACUGGCACAUGACUGACAGCUCUUGGACAGCUUGGGCAUGCUGGAGUGACCAGAGUGAGCAACAUCAAUACGUUGGCUGAUUUUAACAUCUGGCUGAGAAAUGGGAUGCCCUUCUGCAGCACAAUGGGAUUAGGGCAGAGAAUAUAGCAAGAUUUUUGCACAUUUUUGAGGUGAUACUAUCGUCAUGACAGCAGUAGCUCAGGAGGUAGAAGAAAAUGCUGCUGUUGUGUCCUUGGGCAAGACACUUAACUCACCUUGCCUGAUGGUUGUGGUAGGGACAGGAGGCGCCAAUGUUUGGCAGUCUCGCCUCUGUUAGUGCAACCCAUGGCAGCUGUGGCUACACUGUAGCUCACCAUCACCAUGUGUGUGAAUUGAUGGGUGACUGAUUUUGUUGUGAAGCGCCUUGGGGGGUUGUAGAACCCUAAGAAGGCGCUAUACAAGUACAUGCCUUUUUUACAAUUUAAAUGUUUAUCUGUGGUAUUCAUUCAACAGCUGCCCCAUCCUUAUCAUUUUAAGCUCUUUGUAAAGGUGACUGAUCAGGCUUUCCAAUGGAGUGUUGUUACAACAUAGAGAUUUUGUAUGAAAUCUGUUCAUGAGAAAACCUCACAAAUCUCAGCUUGCAAGCACAUUUCAUGAACCUUAGUGAUGUAAUUUCUCCAGCUACAAAACCACAUCCAUGUCUGUUGUAGGUAUAGCUGAGAUGUCAAACAUAUUUCCAAAUAAAAGAAUAUCAGAAAUGAGAGACAUGUCUACCUAGUGAUUGAUACUUAAUAUAUUCCCGUAGAAAUACCCCAAUAGUUUCUAGCUUACAGAUGAAAUGUGUCAGAACAAACUAACAAAUAAUGUAUGGCAUGUGGUUUCACUUGCAGCAGUGGAUUAUGUACAUCAAUCAAUGUGCUUCAAGGAUUUGAAACACAAAUGUCUAUACAUCUCAAUUUGCAUGACUCUUGAUGGUUGGACUCACGCUGCCCAAUUAUUAAUUUGAUGAAAAUACAACACACAACAGCUGCAUACACUUCCUCGCACAUCUGAAUAAUACGGAUGUCUACGGGGAACCUUUAGAGAAUGAGCAACAAAGACAUCAAUUAUUCAAGACGUUACACUCUAUGCUGUAGCGGCCGUCUGAGAAACAGCUCCCCUAAAACACACUUAUUUUGUUCCUGAAAAGAAUUCUCCGUCUCUCCCACAUCCUCCCACAACAACUAAGGGGAAUACCAAUGCUUUCCAAAGAUAAUGAAAUGUUCCUUUUUGCUUCUGCCAAUUAUAGCUGUAAGGCCAACCAAACAUAACUGACGCAGCAUUCGAGGGGGAAUAAAAAUGAAACUCAUGAGCCAGUCAGCAUGUCUAGAAUAUUGUGGCAAGGUAAUGACCAUUCUCCGUUUCCUCGCGUUUGAAAGUCGUUCUCCUAAUGAAGGCCCAAGCAGUUACUGUUCUGCCUCACAUUUAUUGUCUUUGUCUGCUCCCUCUCUACACUGGUUACUUCUCGUUCUUUUCACUUAACGUAGAAGUUACAAAGUAUAUUUGAGGGUUCUGCACACUAAUUGCUCCAGGCAAAGCAAACUGUUUAAAGCCGAGGCUUUGAUGUGUCAGAAUUCCAUUGUUGGCUGUAGAGUCCAUUGCAUAAAAGGUCAGAAAGUAAAUUUGGCCCCGGUUCACUUAAACCUCAAAGAUAUAUUUCUUUUUUUUCAUGCAGAACAGAUGGUGCUGCCACAUCUGCAGCACCGACAGUAAAACCUUUAAUGUCCUUUAAACAUUAGAGUCUAGCCAAGGUGAUCGCACCCUUGGGUGGUAUACAAGCACUUGUCAACACAAGGCCAAGCAUCCUCAGUAGGCCCUUAAUCAGAAAUGAUUACCGCUCAUCUGAGGGCAGCAGAAUGUGAAACACUUCCCUAAAAAUCUAUUUACCUAACUGUUUCUUUUACACCUGUUUUAAAAACUCAGAUUUUUAAAAACUCUUUUAACAUCAUGCUAAUUUGUUUGUUACUGAAACAGAAAAAUAUCGCCUUUAAUCAUCUGUGCAGGAAAAAUGCUGCUAGUUUUCUGUUUCGCUCUUGGCUGAACUAAAAAUCCGUCCGAUGGAGAUCUAAGUCACCUCUAGGCACUGAGGUGGGUCACGUAUAAUAAAAGGGACUCUGAAUUAAAGUUUUAUUAUUUAUAUCCAGGAAAUUGCUUUCAUGAGGGCAGAUACUAUCGCUGCCAAAGGUGGAAGACUUCAAGGGGAAGAUGUCAUUGCUGUUAUCAGUUCAAGACAAAUUUAAACCAUUUUGUAGCCUUUGUCUUUUAAACUCACUGGUUUUGAUAAAUAUUCAAUUAAAAAACAAAAACACUGUGUAGAUUCUACGUCUAUUCAUUAUUGUUUCUAUGACACAACUUAUUGAAUUAUUUUUUAGAUUUGAUUUAUGAUUUAAAAAUAGAGGGUUUGUAUCAGAAAGUCUGUACUUUCUGCUCAGUUUUGUUCUGUGAAAUGUCAGCUGUCAGAGCCGACUAACCUCCAGCACAUCACAUAAAACUUGUUUGUCAGGGCUGUUGGCAUUAGACUGUAAUACACUACACCCUGAAGCAAUUUUUGUCAAAGAAUAGGCCUAAUGUUGGAAAAGGACAGAUUUUAAAUAAAAGCAUGUUGUUUUUACCUUAAGGUGCAUGUAGCAUUGUGAAUAAAUCUGUGUAUGCACACAUACAAAAAUGUGAAUGUGGAUUAUUUUGACCAGAUUUCCAAAUGUCCUGUGCCAUUUAGAAGAUGGAAAACCCAAUACACAGGUCUAAGUUUCACUCUCAGUUUUUGACAAGAAUAAGUAAUUUACCCCCUAAUAAAUUGCUUUAGAUCCCGGACCUGAACAGGCGGAGUAGACGGCUCUGGAAUCGCUAAUAAAACAAAUUUAAAAAUCCCAUUUUAAGACCAGGUUCACAGAGAAACCCUUUUACUUUUUAAUCUUUGAAAUACAAUAGAUCACUCUGAGCUUAACAUGCAGGCUGAGCACGAAAAAUAGUCUUCUACCCCAUAACCCGCUGACAGAUAGUAGACGAAGACACGCUCGGAUUAGAAUUGAUCAGAUCUACGUCACACUGAAUAUUAGCAUUCAUGGACUCAUCCAUCAUAAGUCUGGCUGUUGUUGGUUUAGCGUCCAGGAGAGAGCAGUGGGCAUCUUGGCUAGUAGAAGCUAACCAUUAGCAUUAGCAACUCCACAGUUGCGGUUAAUGAUGUGAAUUGGUGUUGCGGUCGGCAACAAGAUGGCACCUGUGCUUGGCUUAGCCGCAGUCACCAGCCACUUUUUCAAACUUUUCUCCACCAACCUCCUCUUUUCCACCUUGCUCCUGCGAUCCUCUUCAGUAGUGUCCCUGCUACCAUCUCCUAUGAUCGCCAGACUCUUUUGUCCUUCCGUUCGUUCACGAUCGCCCAAGAUGCACCGAGGAUUUACCAUCCUGUUUGUUUACCUGAGCGGCGCACUGGCCCGGAGCCAAACAACGGUCCCGAGCUGCCCGCCUCCGGCUAUGUUUGUCCGGUCCCGGGAAAACGUCGGAGGAAAAGAGGUAAAUGAGCAGGAAUCCAGAUGAGAGUAAGACUUCUCUUAAAGCGUGGUUUAUCUAGUAAACAUCGGCGCGAUCUUCUAGCUUCUUGUCCUUUGUUUGGUGACCUGAGCGCCACUUCCGCAUUCCCGCCAGGCCGCAUUGCAGCGCGGUUAAUCCGUCCAAGUUUUUUAAGGUCAGUUUAUCCUCAUUCCUCAGUGGUUUCUCCUCCUGUUCCCUCCAUGAGUGGUUUUUAUAAACACCGUGGAUCUAACCCCGCUAAUUUACGUCCAUUAACUCCAGCUGUUUCUGUAGUUUCUGAUUCCUCCACCUCACUCAGCAUGGCUCUAUUAAAAACCUGCUCUGUUAACAAUAAGUCCUUCCUGCUCAAUGAUCUAAUUCUCUCUAAAAACCUGGAUUUUCUGUUUCUGACUGAAAAUUGGCAGCAAACAUCUGAUUAUUCUGGUCUGAUUGAACUCUGCCCGAGUGGUUAUUCUUUUCUUAGCCAGCCCCGGGGUUCUGGUCGUGGUGGAGGCCUAGCUGUUGUUUUCAGAGACCAUCUUCCAUGUAGCUCUACAACCUCUGGUCACUUUGCUUCCUUUGAAGUGCAGCUGAUUAAAGUCGGGCGUAAGGACCCGUUCUACUGUGCUGUGGUGUAUCGUCCGCCUGAUCCAAACAGUUCUUUCCUCCAGGAGUUUAGAGACUUUCUGUCCUCCACUGUGAAGCUGUCCAGACUGGAGAUUGUUGGUGACUUUAACAUCCACAUUGAUGAUCCCUCUGAUCACUUUGCCAUGAAUUUCUCCAGCCUUAUGGAUUCCUUCAGCUUUACUCAGCAUGUUUCUGGCCCCACACACACCAGGGGGCACACUCUAGACCUUGUUUUUACCCUGAGUCUAAAUGCUGACAGUGUUUGUCCUGAGGACGUUUAUAUUUCAGAUCACCAUUGCAUUUUUUUUAACUUGUCAGUUUCUGCGUCCCCACCUCCUGCUCGUCGUAUGGUUAGUUCUUGUUUUCUUAAUGAGAGCACAGCUAGCAAUUUUUCCGCUGCUUUUAAUCCACGCUGUUCUUCUGAUAACGACCCAGAUUCCUUAACUUCUCAGUUUAACGAGCACUGCCUCUCCAUUCUGGACAACAUCUGUCCUGUCAGAACCAGAUCAGUUUCUGCAGUGAACCCUACUCCCUGGUUUAAUGACAGCCUUCGCAGCCUAAAGCGCCAUUGCAGAAAAAUUGAGCGUUUGUGGAAGAAACCCAUCUCCACAUCCAUCUGCUGCACCUAAAGGAUCUUCUGACAUCCUUUAACUCUGCAGUCAGAGAUGCAAGGGUUUCCUAUUUUUCCAACCUGGUGUCCCAGAGCAAAGGGAACCCCAAGGUGCUGUUAAACACCAUCAGCAGCAUCGUCUCUCCUGCCUCUCCUACAGCCUCCAUCCACUCUGUUACAGACUGUGAGAACUUUCUGUCUUUCUUUGUGGACAAAGUCAAUAAGGUUAGAUCUAGCAUCUCUCCUUCAGCCUUAUCACUGCCUCUCCCGACUCCAACCAGGCCCCUCAUCCUAGAUAGCUUUGCUCCUGUUUCUUUGCCUGAGUUACCCAAACUAGUUAACUCUAUGAAGACCUCUGCAUGCCCCCUUGACAUCUUACCCUCAUCUUUGUUUAAAAGUGCUUUUCAGUCCAUCGGUCCCAGCGUGCUCUCUAUAAUUAAUGCUUCUCUGGUUUCUGGUCAGGUCCCUGCUUACUUUAAGAACGCUGUAAUCCACCCGCUUCUUAAAAAACUGAGUCUCGACCCCUCUCUCCA